AUGAACAAUGGCACAAGAAGAGCCUUGACAGGCUCUAUACACAAAAUAAGAGAGUUCGAAUUGGAAAAAGUAUGCCUCGUUGAAGAGUUUGACAUUCUACAAAUUGUUGGAGAAGGAUGGUUUGGAAAGAUUUUGUUAGUGGAACACAGGGCGUCAGAUACAGAGAUUGUGUUGAAAGCCUUACCUAAACCAUACGUGUCUAUUAGAGACUUUUAUAGAGAAUUUCAUUACAGCUUACACUUAAGCGCCCACAAAAAUAUUGUUACAACAUUCGAUGUAGCAUUUGAGACUGCUGGCUUCUACGUAUUUUGUCAAGAGUAUGCACCUUUAGGUGAUUUAACAUCAAAUAUGCUUGAUACAGGAAUUGGUGAGAUUCACACAAAGAGAGUAGCAAAGCAGUUAUCAGCUGCAUUGGAACAUCUUCACCAAAGAGACUUAGUUCACAGAGAUGUAAAACUAGACAACGUUCUAAUAUUUAAAUCAGACUUUUCAAGAAUAAAGCUUUGCGACUUCGGAGAAACCAGGAAGGUUCAAUCCGCAGUGAGAAGGCGAAACGAAUGGUUACCAUAUUCACCACCUGAAAUUCUAAAAUUACCAAUGGACAGUAGUUACAAAGCGUUAAUGAGCCAUGAUAUUUGGCAAUUCGGGAUAGUUAUUUUUAUUUGCCUGACUGGAUGUUUGCCUUGGCAGAAAGCAGCAUUCGAUGAUCCUCGAUACUCGAGCUACUAUAAUUGGUACAAUAGUUCUAAUCCUUUAAAGAGGCAACCGAAAUUGUGGAAAAUGGUUUCGUCUAAAGCUCAAAAACUGUUUAAAAAGUUCAUAGAGCCCAGAGCAGAGAAAAGGGCAAUUAAUUUCAUCGAUCUAUCUCGUUUUGCAGACGAUAGAUGGUUAGCUAAAGGAUAUACGGACAGAGUGCCUGGCGAAGACAUAGAUGAGCUUUGUCCAUCAAUGUAUAGUUUCCACAGUGACCCCAACGAAAAGAAUGUACUCUUAAAACAUUUUAGGGAUAACGGAAUAGAAACCACCGUUGAUCGCCAAGCAAAAAAACAAAGAAUACGAGACUGGAUACAAAAUAGUGUAAUUGAAGAAGUUGAUGAAGAGGAAGAAAACAUUGAUACUUUCGAAGACAGUGAUGAAGAAUUAGAACAUAGACCAAGAGACCAUCCAAUUGAUGAAAGUCAUAGGGUAACACUGCGAUACGACACUGAAAAACAUAUAAAUCCUAGAACAGGUGAAGUAAUAGACGGAGUCAAGACUACUCAGUCUGAGAAAAAACCGCUUUCUUAUGAUGUACAAAAUAUAGAGCCUGUAGCAAAUGUUGUCAGAAGAUACGGGGUGAAAGAGGAAGGUGGAUCUCACAGCUCUACUAAAGACAGCGCAUAUGGUUCGAUGGAAGUCAAAGUGAAUACACCGGUAAGGUCGAAUCAUAAGUCUGAUCACAAAUCGAUCACUUCAGUAGACAGCAUUCAAAAUAAUUCACCCAGUAGAUCAUUGAGUGCAACAUCUAUAAAUCAAAGUAGAUCGCCAAUGACGACGCAUGCACAAAGAUUUCAAAGAAGUGAAGAAGUGUAUUCAAAAGAACUGGAUAGUUUGAAAGGAAGCUCAUCUACACUACAUUCAUUAGCAAAUUCAUCCAGAUCAAAUAGUCUUCAGGUCACACGAAAUAAUUCCAAUGAUAGUUCAUCAGUUGCUAGUAGACAGAGUCCGCCAAAACCUGAAAUUCAAAAUUCAAGCCGACCGAAAAAUCAUGUAGCAACACAGAAUGGAUUCAGUCCGGGUACCAAAACAGUUCCACCCACGAGUAAAGGAUAUGUUUCUAUGAAAAGUACACCGUAUGACAAAGUCGGUGUUCGCAGCGAUAAAGGUUCUAUGGCAGAUACUAAUGGUCAUAAAAACCAGAUGCCAGAAAGCCCUUAUACCUCGAUGCUGAACAUAGUGCAAGGACAAAUGAAAAUAAAUCCUCAUGUGUCUGAAACUAACAAAAAUACCAUUAAUGUUUCAGUAUCGGCUGUUAAUCGUAAUAAUAAAAUGUAA
Arctia plantaginis is the source of this 2034-nucleotide messenger RNA. The record is from the annotation of a GenBank genome assembly. NCBI's taxonomy places the organism in Eukaryota, Metazoa, Arthropoda, Insecta, Lepidoptera, Erebidae.